GUCUCCAGACUCUCCAAGUCUGUCCAGAACUUGAGCUGUGCCAAGGUGACUUUCUUCAGUUUGGGAAUUAUACAGAGUUCUCUCUCCAUAUGUUAUUAAGGGCAUGAUCUAGUAGCAUUAAUAGCUUGGUUUAUUAAUUAACAAGAAAUUGCAGAAAGACAAACUGCUGCCAAUAACCACAAACAGCUUGCCAUGCUGUGGGAAGGGAACAGCUGUGUCAUCGUAUUUAAAAGAGCCUGAGACUGAAGAAACACGAGUCCUUCUGGAGCAGGUACUGAUAUAUUCCAUAUUGCUGAGUUUUCCAGCAGCAAAUGAAAAAUAUGUAUUUAUUCCUCCUUUCCAUUUUACCUUUGUUUUUAAAAGUCACUGGCACCAAAGAUGUUAUAUUUGGUCAUAAUAAUUUCACAGAAUAUCAAGUGGGCAACAUGAACCUCAUUCUCUCUGUCCCACAUGGUGGGUCAUUGGAACCUAAAGACAUCCCUGAUCGAGAGGCUGCCUGUUGGGAUGAGAAGACAUCCUCUUGUAUUUUCUCUCAUGACUGUCCUCCUGGAAGUAUUCAAAAUUCCAAGAAAUGUAAAGUGUCUACCAACCAAGACAGGUAUACUAUAGAGGUGGCUCAGGCUCUUGCUGAAGAAAUCAACAGCAUUACUGGUGGCUUUUUUCCACAUAUCAUCAUAAACCACCUACAGAGGUUCAAGAUGGAUGCUAACAGGGAAAAGGAAGAAGCCUGCUUUGGAAUUCCCCAAGCAGAACAGGCCUGGGAGGACUAUAUGGGAUUUUUGACCACUGCAAAAUCACAGAUGUCAAGGGGCCUAAUUCUGGAUAUCCAUGGACAAGCACAUCCUGAAAGGUGGAUAGAACUAGGUUACACACUUUCAAAAACUUCCCUUAACUCAGGUGUUUUUUCUGCACUGAAUUCCUCAAUUAGCCAUCUGGCCAGUCAGCUGGUCAAUGUGUCUUCUGAGACUUUGGUUGCAGGGAACAGAAGUUUGGGUAAAUACAUCGAGGAACAAAAGAAGAGUUAUGUUUGUGUGCCUUCUCCAUCCAAUCCUAGCCCAAAUAAUGGAAACUAUUAUAGUGGUGGGUACAUAACAAAGACUUUUGGCUCCCGUAGUUCUGGCACCAUUGAUGCCAUUCAGCUUGAACUGCCCCAGUGGGUGAGGGCAGCUGAAGAGCGUCACAGAUUUUGUAAAGCACUGGCAAAGGCUGUAAUGAAAUUCUGGCAAACUAACUACUGCAGCCAGUACAAGCACAAACUUCUGUCAUGCUGAAAGAGGCUGUCUUGUUAAGAUACUUUUCCUUAAUAGUGAUCUGGAACAAUCAAACAAUUCAUUCACCUGGAACAUUUAAUCCUGCAAUAUAAUUGUGGAUGCUGGUAGAAAGAAAUCAUUGAUUGCUGAUGCAAAGGAGUGCAUCAACACAGAGGAAAUCCACAGUUAAUACCAACAAAUCCAUUAACACACAGCUUUGUACUAGACCCAGCAUUGAAAAGACUGCUGUAAGAUGAGUGGGUGCAAGUAUCGCUUACCUGUCCUUAAUUUCUUUGCAGUCUCAUCCUCUGUUUUUGAAGCACACGAUAAACAACUAAUCUUCUUCUAAUAAAUUUUCUGCAAUGCCUUAGUGGAUUAUCUGUUCAAAGAAA
Messenger RNA from Sturnus vulgaris (Common starling), 1642 nucleotides. Lineage: Eukaryota; Metazoa; Chordata; Aves; Passeriformes; Sturnidae. The record is from RefSeq and is a predicted model, not a curated record.